Bicyclus anynana (squinting bush brown) is the source of this 3879-nucleotide messenger RNA. RefSeq lists its product as uncharacterized. Gene Ontology annotation, biological process: protein ubiquitination. Gene Ontology annotation, molecular function: ubiquitin-protein transferase activity; zinc ion binding. The transcript is spliced from 7 exons. The record is from RefSeq and is a predicted model, not a curated record. Bases 424 to 1692 code for a protein of 422 amino acids. Lineage: Eukaryota; Metazoa; Arthropoda; Insecta; Lepidoptera; Nymphalidae.
UAGAUUAAUAUAUAUAAACAAUACAUAAGUAUUUCAAUACAUUCACACAUUCAAGUUCAAGUUUAUCAAUCACUGAAAUUAUAUGGACAUUUAUGAUUGUAAUUUAUGAAUGAAUCCAAUUAAAAUUUUUAUCAGCCUACCCCCUUAUGUACCCUAACGAACUAUUGAAACGUAUUGAAACUAUUAUGAAUAUAUACAACCGUGAUUGUAUCAAAACGAAUAAAGCAAUACUUGUCUAUAUUGUCAGCAAAGAGAACGUCAUCGUCAGUCAGGCACUUGAUGGACCCUUGACAUAGCACAUCACACACAGAUCCCAUAAAAUGUUAAAAUAUGCAGUGUGCAUAUGUACAUAUUGAUUAACUCAAAUGUUUUAGUAUUCACAAAACUAAAUUAAAAUGUUUCCUGAACGGCUUUGGCGGUGCAAUGCAUAAUUUGGCUGAUCAACAUUACCUAGUAGAAGCCAAUGAAUCUUCAUCUUUUCCAAACGGCUCUGUUCAAAACUUGAGACGCUCGGAUCUCGCGCCCGGUGUCUAUAAGCCAAAUAUCCAACAGACUCUAAAAAGAAUAAAUUUUAUAUUUCACAGAACUUGCAGCUUUACAAAUUUGAUACGGGAAUGUAACGUAGCGGAAGGGCAGACGCUGCUCAUAUUUUGGGGCUCUCAAACUUCGGAGAGCAGGGUGACGAUCAGCAUGUCUGCAUCGAGCUGUUCGUCGCUUCACAUGCCCCCAAUCACGAAUUCUCUCAAUUCAACCAUUCACCGUGAAAGGAACUUGCGUUCUACGGCGCAGCAAACUGAUAUCAGCUGUCGUUCACUGGAAAUAGGCUCGCCAGUAAAUGUAACAGAAAGCGAAGAGCAGCGUCUGCUCCGCGAGCGCAUCGCCGACUCCCUGACGUUCUCCUCGCCCGCGUCGUCGCUGCUGCAGCCCACGCGCCGCUCCGUGUCCUUGCUGGGCUCGGUCUGUGCUCUGCUGCUCAAGAAACAGGCUUCAAGCGCCAAGGAGGAGCUGAGCGUGACCGGCAGCCAACGUUCGGACAACAUCUGCCGCAUCUGCUUCGGCGGCGAGUCGGCGGAGCGGCUGGUGCGGCCGUGCUCCUGCCGCGGCACCAUCGCGGCGGUGCACCGCGGCUGCCUGGAGCGCUGGCUGCUGCAGGCCGCCAGCUCGUACUGCGAGCUGUGCCGGCACCACUACGUCGUCACGCGCACUCACAACGGCGCCGCGCGCAGGUGGUCGUGGGCGCGCUCGCUGCUGGAGUGGGCGCGCUCGGGGCGCGGGCGCGCGCUGGCGGCGGACGCGUGGCGCGGCGCGGCGCUGGGCGCGGCGUCGGUGCUGGGCACGGCGCGCGCGCUGCACGCGUGCGACGCGGCGCUGCAGGCGGGCGCGCGCCGGGGCGGGGGCGCCGCGCUGGCCGCCAACCUCUUCUCUUCGCUGCUCAUUGGUAUUAUCGGUGCCCUCAACGGCCUGUUGACGACGUGGAUGCUGCUCAAGAUCCAGGAGCACCAGAUGUCGUGGCGCGCUUGGCGGGACAGCACCCUGCACGUGCACGUGACGCUGGGCGACACCACGCCGGCGCAGAGCGUCGCGUCGCUGACCACCGUGGUGGGCGCGGCGCACGAGCCCACCGCCGACCGCGCCACCAACAUCGCCGACCCCUUCAUGGUCGCACGGCCCUACACGCUGCCCGAACCGUGACACGCAUUCACGCCACGCUAAAGUUCAAUCAAAUAUCGGGUCUCUACAACUACCUGCAGUAUCUUCAAGCUUAUAGUAUCUUAGAGAAGUUAAAAGUAUAAUAGGCAUAUUAUUAGAAAGCGUGUUCCAUUUAAGAGUUCAUCGUCGCUUCAGGUUGCAAACGAGUGUUGCAACCUGACUACAUAAUAAAGUUCUCUUGCUUAAACCAUUGACGCAGAUUUGCCCUAAAAUUUGUAGAUUAUUUAUUACAUUGAGGAUGUCUCAAAUGUACGUAUAUUUUAUAAUAUCAUCAAGUAUUUUUAUAUUAAUAUUUUUCUUAAUACUUCUCGCACAAGACUUCAUUCAAUAUGUUACACUAUUUUGUUAAUAUACAUAUUUGUUGAAAGAUUUUCAUUUUUCCAUAUUCCUUUAUUUAUCUAGUAAGUAGGUACUUACCUCUACCUACUUAUUAUAAGAUAAACGCUGAUUAAUGAUCAAAAUAAAACAACGAGGACCGUUUCUUCCCUCAUUUAUAAUCGGUUAGGACAUCGGAAAUGAAACAUCAUUAUUAAAAAUUGUUAAUCGUAAUAUUUAAUUUCAUUAUAAUAAUAUUAUCAAUAUAAAUUAGGCUUAAAAUUAAGGUCAAUAAUAAAAUUUAUGAAUUUAUCAAUAUAAUAGUCAAUUAUUUGAAGCAUUUAAAUAUAACUUAAUGUCGUAAUUGUAAAAUAGAAUAUUGUUAGAAAAGUAGGUAUCCUGUAACUUGUGACGUUGAAAACGCAAUCGAAAACCACAAAAAGUGCAUUUAUAUGUUAAAGUCGAUUUAGCAUUAACUUAAGGCCUCUUAUCAUUUUAAAAAUCAAAAACAUUGUAAAGGCGCGGACGGUGUAACACGUUUAUACAUUGUUGUUACGAUUUGAACGUCACAAAGCACACAGUGGCUCGCACAAGCGACACGAGGAUGCAUCUUGCUUAUGUAGAUAAAUAAGUGAAGAAGAUUCUCGCGGGAAGCUCUCAGUGCGUCGUUAUAACAUUUAUAGCGAAUAUUACCGCCACGUUACACGGCUAUGAACUACAAAUACAAUUAUCGCUCGAAAUGUAGCUGUACACAGAGACAUCUGUAGACUUCGUAGACAUUUACAGAAAAGAGAAGCUCUCAUAGAGAAGAAACAGACGUGUUUUUCAUUAUUUCUUAACGGCCGAAUUCAAAUCUUUUGUGGCCUUAUUAGCGCCAUCUGGACAGUUUGGAACUCCUGGGACCACUUUCGGAUUCUCUUAAAUGGUCACUAUGGGUAUGCAACUUGUGACGUCAUAAACUUCGUCAUAAAAUAUUAACAUCAUGGGCAUCAGUUAUGUUUGAACGUUACAACACAUACUGAUAUUAUCUACGGAUUUCUCUGUGUACAGUAUAAACUGUUAGUGAAACUUACAUACUAAAUAUAAAAAAAUCACAUACAUCUUGAGAUUAUAAAUAAAUAGGAGGAGUGUACACGAGACUGCGCGCGGAGAUACGACGAGUUGGGCGAAUUGGAUAAACAUCUGACAACGUAACACAAACAAUAACAACACAACACAACAACACACUGCGCCACACUACACGGAAGACGACAAACCAAGAAACACGGCCCACACUGAAGCUUGAGCGAAAUUAUACAAGAAAAUUAUGAAAGAAUUUCAAAAAUAGGGAAUUGUAAAGAAUAGUACCUAAUGUGUAAGUAUUAUAUAGAAAGGAAAUAUUUUUGUGACAUACAACUCUAUAGCUAAAGACGUUGACUAAAAAUACGAUGACGCGUUAAGUUAUUUACAAUAUCUAUGAUAUAAAGAUUGAGGGCUUGGUUUCUUACAGAUGUGUCGAAGCUUCCGUCUACUGUACAGCAGUGUGUAACAUACGCUCUUUGGACUCACUAAUCUUCCACUACACAUUUGUGACCUACACGGUUCGACUACUGCACACUCUGGCUACUAGACGCUGACACCAUGUGACCUUGAAAUCGUAUCACAUGCAUUUAUAACUUUAAACUUGACAGUUCAACACUGUCAAAAUAAUUUGCAUGCAGUAAAAUGAUAUGAUUUCAAUGUUACACAGAAUCGAGAACAAGAAAACGCUACUUUAGUAUUCCAUUUCUACUGUAAAUAGGAAAUGUCAUUAUAGUAUCGAGACACGGGAUACCAGUUUUGUUAUUUGCGACAGUAGAACCUCGAUGAAAAUAA